AUGGAGUCAAAGAAACCAGAAUUUGAAGGAAAGAUAUGCCCAGUCUGCGGUGAUCGAGUAUCCGGAUACCACUAUGGCAUUUUGACUUGUGAAAGUUGCAAGGUAUUCUUCAAACGCACUGUGCAAGAUAGUAAGCAUUUCCGAUGUUCUAUGCGAUCCAACUGCCACGUAGAUCAAUCCUGCCGAAAGCGAUGCCCAAGUUGUCGAUUCCAAAAGUGUCUAGUGAAGGGGAUGAAGACGCAUGUAGUACGUGCAAAUAAAAAAAGAGGUGGAAGGAAUGAAUUCAACUCAUACUACAUAAACGAUCGAAAAGAGAGAAUUGCUUUAUCUAUGCAGUCACAGCCAGGACCACAUUUCACGUCAGCUGGAAAUCAAGCUUCUAGAGUUGCAACUGGUCAAAAUGCACAAACUCAUUAUUAUGAUCCUACAAUUUUUCCACUGCCGGAAAUGAUGCCAAUCACAAUUAACACUCCAUUUCUGGUACCAUCCUCACCAUCCACCAGCAGUCCAUCCCCAAUCCUCCCACUAUGCUCUACACCAACCGAAAGGACAGUGAACCAGUUUUUCAGCAGCUCCAUAUGCAAAACUAUGCCAGAUGACUCCGUCAUACCACUAAUUCUUUCUAGAACUGUCAAAAGUGACGCUCACGCGUUUGCAGUUCAAGUUGCUGAUGAAAAUCUGCGAGAGAUUGUCAAGUGGGCGAAACAAGAUGAAAUGUUCAGCAAGCUCGAAUUGAAUGAUCAAAGGAACCUACUGCAAACGUCCUUGUUGACAAUUCACAUUAUUGAUAUCACGAAUGCAAUGGUGUUGGGCACCAUUCAUCCACAAUACAACAUCGGAAACGGAGAAGAAGUCUCCGUCGGCUUCAUUGCACUUCUUGGUAACCAGAACUUGGUGUCUUCUUGGGAGAAUAUAGUAAUCAGACUAAGGCACUUCGGAUUCAACAAAUACGACUAUUGUGCUUUCCGUUGCUUGGCUCUACUCGAUGAAGGACAUAACACCACGGUCUAUGCGAAGAGGUUACAAGUACUCCACGCUUGGAGUGAAGCCAGGUCGAACACCGCGUUCUUAGAAAUCUUCGAUCAAAUCAGACACCUAGCCAGCAUCUCAAUUCAAUAUGUUUGGGGACUUCAAUACACCCGUCCUUCCGUUUGGGCACUUCUCAAUCCGAAUACAUCGGUUGCUGUUGAAUUGAUCAAAGCCAAUGCCACCUGUUCAUCUGGUGGUACAGAAGUCACUUCAAGACAAUUGCAAACUCCUCAAACAAUUUAUGCACAUGUAGUGCACAUGACUUCCUAA
Caenorhabditis remanei is the source of this 1299-nucleotide messenger RNA. RefSeq lists its product as uncharacterized. Gene Ontology annotation, biological process: hormone-mediated signaling pathway; regulation of transcription by RNA polymerase II; tissue development. The record is from RefSeq and is a predicted model, not a curated record. Gene Ontology annotation, cellular component: RNA polymerase II transcription regulator complex. Gene Ontology annotation, molecular function: zinc ion binding; RNA polymerase II cis-regulatory region sequence-specific DNA binding; nuclear receptor activity. The transcript has 9 exons. The coding region runs from base 1 to 1299 and encodes 432 amino acids. Lineage: Eukaryota; Metazoa; Nematoda; Chromadorea; Rhabditida; Rhabditidae.